This is a messenger RNA of Spodoptera littoralis (African cotton leafworm), 846 nucleotides long. Lineage: Eukaryota; Metazoa; Arthropoda; Insecta; Lepidoptera; Noctuidae. The record is from the annotation of a GenBank genome assembly.
AUGUUUUCUGAACAAAGUUACUCGAGGCUCUUCAGGCCUUGGGACGUGAGUGAUAGUAAGAAGGAUGGACAGUCACGUUGUGAUAUUUCUGGCGACGUAGAAAAUAAGACAACAAAAAGAAAAAUGGACGAAGCAAAAAGGGAAAGUCGACUGCGGAAAAUUCGCGGCACCUUUAGAAAAUCUGAUACGAGUCAUCAAGACGCCACCGUCUCGACUACCACUAGAGAUGGUGAUGAAGACGUAAAGACUGCAACUAUAACGGAUGUAAAUUCACCUGUUGAAAAAUUAACAUUGUGCUGCGACCGACUUCUACCAGAACCUCCUUUAGAAAAGAAAGAAAAAGUUGAAAGGCCGACGGAGAUCGACAUAAAACCUCAACCUUAUCAGUUGCCACAGAUGUCAGCAUACAGUCCGUCGUUCAUGCAGGAGUACUUACCGACGGCGGACAUAGCGCACGCACUGGGCGUGCCUCCGACGGACCCACUACUCCUGGAAUCCCUGGCACAAGGUUACGCGAUGGAGCUGGAAUACGCAAGAAUCCUACACCAAGAAAACGAAGCUAAGAUCAACGCUAAAAAGCAAAGACCAAAGAAGUAUAAAUGCCCGCAUUGUCACGUUGGCUUUUCUAACAAUGGUCAAUUAAAGGGUCACAUAAGGAUUCACACUGGCGAGAGACCUUACAAAUGUGAUGAGAAGAAUUGUGGGAAGACGUUUACUAGGAACGAGGAGUUGACGAGGCAUAAGAGGAUUCAUUCUGGUGUCCGGCCUUAUCCGUGUUCGACGUGCGGGAAGAAGUUUGAGGUCCUUCUAGGGGAUCUUCAUCUGCGACAUGUGGCUGUAAUAUAA